Messenger RNA from Schistosoma rodhaini, 4625 nucleotides. The record is from the annotation of a GenBank genome assembly. NCBI's taxonomy places the organism in Eukaryota, Metazoa, Platyhelminthes, Trematoda, Strigeidida, Schistosomatidae.
UCUGUAAGGAAAAUUAGAGUUGCAAUUUUCAAAACUUAAUGAUAUGUUGUUUUCAAAAUAUUUGUUCAUUUGCAUAUGGCGGUUUUGUUUGUAACUUUUGGCGCUUAGUAUCUUCCGUGAUGUUUGCCGCCACAACACCUGGCUCAAUAAUGGCAGCCGAGUCGUCAUCUCACCAACUAGUAGGGUACGUAACUAAGAUGUACCCUACGUUCGGAUAUAUUAAUAAUGAGAUUUUUUUUCAGAGAAAGUGUGUAAUUGGUCCUAUGGUUGAGGUAGGAGAUAAUGUUGCUGCAAGCGCGGUGUAUCAACCUCAUAUGCCUAUAAAGUGGAGUGCCGAAAAGGUUUGGCGAGUUGAAGAACGUCGUGGCAAAUCUAGAGAUAAAGGAGAAGAAAGCAGCUAUUGGAAGAGCCAGUCCCCGCGUAAACACUCUCCACGUGAUAGCUAUACUAAACAAACAUCGCGUGAACGAGAUGUCCAUCCAUCUAGCAGCGAUCAGCGACGAGUAGAUAAAAAACGUUCCCAUAUUCUAAACAGGGAAGACCACUCGAUCAAAAAAUCUCCCAAUCGUGAUCGACGAAGAACUCCUGUGGAUUCUGUAACAGCGCGGCACUCCUCUCCCACGACUGAUUUGUAUUGUAGGACUCCGAUCAACCCCAAACGUAUGCUGAAUGUGAAAGAGUAUUUGUUCUCAGACCUACAAAGACGAUUUCCUAAUGUUCUCCCGCCAGUUGACUUGUAUCGUGUUAGAUGCAAUUGGCAAGAAUCAUUCCCAUUACUGCGACCAUUUCAGCCUCAAUACCUCACAACUUUCCAGAUAAUUAAAGAACCGGAAGACUCUUGUGACGAUAUGCAUCAGUCUUACAACAACGAUAGUGGUUUUGCUGCGUAUGUCUUACUUUUGUCGCUCCCGGCAAUGGCAGAACUAAUGGAGAAGAUAGUUGUUCGAGCAGAGUCUCCUAGUCGUGUGCGUGGUUCACUACGUAAGUACAUCAAAAUACUAGCUGCUGGGAAGGUUGAUGAAAGACUCAAGGCCAUUGGGGGUUCGUGGAGUCGUGAUUUAGACGGACCAGACCCAGCUACAAAUCCUCAGACGCUUGUCAACACGGCCAUUCGUGUCUGUAAACAACUCAUUGGUCUCGAUUUAUCGUACUGCACACAGUGGCACCGUUUCCUGGAGUUCCGCUAUAGUCGUACUGAAGGUUCAACUGCACAACCAACUUCAGUUUUAUUUCCUGGCUCUCAACUUUGGGGUCGACCCGUCACAGAAUCUCCUGAAUCUGAUAUGAUUCCUCCAAGCAAACCGUUUCAUCAAAUCGUCGUAUAUUUUAUUCCAAAUGUUUGGUCACUCAUGCCUACAGACGAAGAAUGGUCGACUAUAAAGCUGGCUUAUGAAAAUAUCCUGGCUUCAAAAGAACCCAAAGUAUUUCCAAUGUCUCCUUCCAACUUGAAGAAGUUUUCUGGUCUAGAAUCUGCUUCUAAGGGAACUGGUGACAUGAAAUUAAAUGUGGUGACUGAACUGGAUUCCAAUUUACUGAAGUCGCCUACUCAAGACAAUGCACAUGAAGAUUCCAAUGUAUCUAAAAUGGAUGAAGGCAACAAGUCAACUCUUCAAGCUCCAGUUGAAUUCCAUCGCUCUACCCCGUAUUUGGCUGGUCAGGAAACUGUUCCAAAAGUAGCAGCUAUCUCCGAGACAGAGGAUGGGUCCGAAUCUGUGGAUUUAGCAGCUCAAGGAAAUCCAAAUCAGGAGGGAACUGAUAAAUGCCAGAAAAAGCUUCAUACUGAACUUAACUUAGCUAGCAUGAAGGUUUCCGAACUGCGUGAACAGUUAAAAGCUCGCAAUUUGCCUACUGAGGGAGUAAGAGCUCAGUUGUUGACUCGUCUCAAAACAGCAAUUCAAGAAGAAGAAGAAAAGGAGUCCGCUAAGAAGGCUGAAAAAGAAAAAAUGGAGCAGGAAAAAGCAUUCCAAUCCGUGACUAUUGAUAAGUCACCCCAAGUUUCAGAAGAACAAAUAAAACCUUUAAAUACGGAGUCUGGAUCUAAAUCAUGGACGGAUGCACCUAAGUUGACUCUCCGUGAUCUCCCUUCAAUAAUAAUCUUACGCAAGAAAACUGUUGAUUUCACUGUUCAGUCAGUCGGGCUAGAUGUUGUUAUGGAUUCAAAAUCUGAUUUUAUGGACUGUAGAUCAUAUGAAUUCAUGUUUUGCAUCCACACAAUCUUCGACAUGCUUCGCAGAGAUUCCGUAUUCACUUUGUUUCGUGCCCUUGUUACAGCUGCAGAUAGAGGAAUUUGCGCAAAACCUAGAAAACGCAGUGAACCAGAUUACGUAGCUAAACGUGCUCGUUUAGAACGUAAUGAAAGGACAUCUGUGGCAAAAGACGAGGAAUUCAAGGAAACCCCAUUAUAUACAACGGAUUUGCCUUUACUUUUUGCAUGCACGGUACUGGAUACAAGCUAUAAGAGUUAUUUUCUUUCGUCGGAGGUCGAGGACUUCAUUCUUUCACUGGGCUUGCCUAUCUCUCGAUACCAGCUUCGAUCUCUCAUAUACAAAGUUCUUGAUCAUGGUCGUUUCCACUACCGUUCUUUGACGGAUUCAGAAGAACCUCUUUCUUUAGCGAAUAAAUCAUCUGUUAUAUUCUCUGAUAUUGACGAUGAUGAAUAUUUACUGGAACUUGUACGUGGAGGUGAUGCUAUUUUAGACGACCAAAUAGAUGCACAGCCUAGUGGAAGCAUCAUUGUACUUCAAAAGUCCGGUGAGUCAGUUAAUUCUCAGGCGAUCCAUCCCGAAGAAUAUCUCUAUCAUGUCAGAUCGUCAGAACGCGAACACUCCAAACUGAUGACUCAGAUCCGACUUCAAGAACAGGAAAUUGCCCGUCUCCGUGAAUCUGUUGUGGACUUUUCAGAACUGAAAGAUAGGUUGUCUAGAACUUCUUCAAGCAUGGAGGAAUAUCGAAGACGAUACAGGGAUGAACGAGACAAAGUUGACUCUCUGGCUCGUGUUUUGGAACAACAGGCAUCUGUUCUUGAUGCCUGUCGAUCGGCACUUCGACAGGCAUCCAGUCGUUUUUAUAUUCGUCAUUCUGUUAAUGACUCAUCUAAACAACUCAAGCGUUCGUUAUCACCUUGUUCAGUGACUAGUAACAAAGAAUCGAUCAGAUCUACAAAGCAAACUAAAACCUCAGAUUCACUUACAAACGACCUGUCACUAUCUGAUUCGCUAAACGUAAGGUUCUUUUUUUUUCAUUUUAGACUUCGUCACAUUUUUGCAAAUUUAAUUUAUUUAUUUCACUACAGGAUGGAAAUGUAUCCAAACUUGUUGAAACAGAUUCUUCUACAGUCAAGAAUGUGUGUGAACAAACUCCUAUGGUUUCGAUUGUCAGUUCCGAUGUUUCAGAAAAUAUAAGUGUGUAAAUAAAAAUUGAUUUGGUCCCCUUUUUUGCCGUCUUAGUCUGCUUACUACUGUUUCAUUUUUAUAUCGAAGCAUUAGUUUAUGGCUUUUAAAAUAUUUUACUGUGUUACAUUGAUCACAGUGUUACCUACAGUUAUCGUGUUUUGUGAAAAUACUUAAAACUCAAAUUUUAUAGUGCAUAACUAGUCGGUGCUUUUUGUGAGUAUCGAUAUUAUCUUCAAUGGGCCGCUCUUUAUGGUUUUUUACGUUACUUAGUCCUCACAAACAGUCAAUGAAGCGUCCCAAUCUUGAUUAGCACAUGGCUUCCAAAGAAUUCGUCACCUAGUUAUCUUUUACUGUUCAAAUCUCUGUGAAAAGUCAGUAAAGUCUUACCAUUUUAUUGACUUUCGAUAACAAAUUAAUUUUCUUUGUUUUUCUCUUUAAAUCUGGUCAUUUUUAUAUAAAUUUUUCAAAUGUAGUUUAUGAAUGGAUUAAAAACGGAAGAAGCUUUGGUUCCAUGCAACGUUGACAAGGAUGCUUCAACAGCUGUUGAUCAAAAAUGCCCUAUUGUCUCUACACAAAUAGAAUCCGAUAUUGCACUAAGUACAAACGAAAAAGAAAUGAAAACGCCGAUUAUGGAAACGCUUCCUAAUUUUUAGCCAACCGUGCUCCUGUUCGCCGAAAACAAACAGACAAAAAAAGCAUGGAUUUUCUUUUAACAACAAUUAAAAUAAACAUUUGUCUUGCCUUACAUGUCUUUCUUAAUUUCAAAAACCACGAUUCCGUAAUCUACCUGACAUUUUCGUUAAAUCUUACGUUGAUCCGCGUCUCACUGCUCGAGAACAGUGAUUUUAUGCACAGUCCCGUCAUCGGCUUAUAUAAACUCUAAUUAGCCUAUCCACUUCUCUAGCAUGUCAUCUCUGUUUCAACAAUGUAUAUUUCAUACUCAAUCUGACAUUGAGUAGUUUCCUGACCACUUGAUUAGCAAAAUUACAGGCUUAACCAGAAUGCUAAGCAAAGUAUGUCUAUCCGAUGUUGGCUGUAUGCGAAUUCAGUGGGGUGAGAGAAUGAAUGAAGUCUCUCUCUCUCUCCAACAGAUGAUAAGUGAGUUGUCCUACUGUGUAGUGAGAAAAAUAUCACAUAUGUAAAAGUGCUGACAUUGAAAUAAGACUAGACGUUCGUUCAAUCUGACUCACUGUUGCAACUUAUACUCUAUUCGGAAAAUGUAAUGCAAUGCAU